Molecule: messenger RNA, 1825 nt
Organism: Salvelinus fontinalis (brook trout)
Lineage: Eukaryota; Metazoa; Chordata; Actinopteri; Salmoniformes; Salmonidae
Product: transcriptional regulator Myc-like
Exons: 3
Coding region: 296-1477 (393 amino acids)
Biological process (GO): positive regulation of cell population proliferation; regulation of transcription by RNA polymerase II
Molecular function (GO): DNA-binding transcription factor activity, RNA polymerase II-specific; protein dimerization activity; RNA polymerase II cis-regulatory region sequence-specific DNA binding
Source: RefSeq, a predicted model, not a curated record
AUGUUCGGUGUAGACGGCCGUUCACUACGGAGAUCGUUUGCGUUCUAUUUAUUUUGUAACGCUAGUUAUCUGUUAGAUGUGGUGCAUUUUAACAGCUGUUACAUAUUUGUAGCUGUAAUGUCCUAUAGUCCGAUGCAUUUUAUAGUUAACUGGCUAGCGGCUGUAUUUUUGCAGUCUGCUUGGGUUUAAAUGUCCUGUGCGCCACACAGACUAGCUGUCAGCUGCAGAUUGGUUUUGUAUGUUAAUGUGUCUGACAAGGCUCUUAUGAAAUGUGAUACUCAAGGAAAGAGCGAAAAUGCCGCUAUAUUCAAGUUUGGCAAGUAAAAACUACGACUACGAUUCUAUCCAGCCAUAUUUUUAUGUUGACAACGAAGAUGAGGAUUUUUAUCACCAGCAAGGACAACUUCAGCCACCGGCUCCAAGUGAGGACAUCUGGAAGAAAUUUGAGUUGCUGCCCACUCCUCCUCUCUCCCCGUUCCGGCGACCAUCACUGUAUAGUCUUUUCCCUUCAACUUCUGACCAACUCGAAAUGGUGACAGAGUUUCUCGGGGAUGACGUUGUAAACCAGAGUUUCAUCUGCGAUGCCGAUUACUCUCAAACGUUCCUCAAAUCUAUCAUCAUCCAGGACUGUAUGUGGAGCGGGUUCUCGGCUGCAGCCAAUUUGGAAAAAGUGGUGUCUGAAAGACUCGCCUGUCUCCAGGCUGCUAGGAAAGAAUCAGCUUUUAGCGACAACGUGGAGUGGACUACUACUCGGUUGAACGCAAACUACUUGCAGGAUCUGAACACAUCCGCGUCCGAAUGCAUUGAUCCCUCAGUGGUAUUUCCCUACCCAAUAACUGAUACUUCCAAAUCAAGCAAGGUGGCACCACCCACGGAUGUGGCAUUGGACACCCCACCCAACAGCGGUAGCAGCAGUGGGAGUGACUCUGAAUAUGAGGAGAUAGAUGUCGUGACUGUGGAGAAGAGGCACGCAGAGAAGCGGUGCGACCCCAACAUGUCUGGGCGCAGACAUCACAGUCCCCUUGUGCUGAAGAGGUGCCAUGUCUCCACCCACCAGCACAACUACGCUGCCCACCCCUCCACGCGGCAUGAGCAGCCAGCUGUCAAGAGGCUGAGGCUAGAGAGCAGUAACAGUGGCAGCAGCAACCGGGUCCUCAAGCAGAUCAGCAGCAACCGCAAAUGUCCAAGUCCCUGGACGUCAGACACUGAGGACUACGACAAAAGAAGGACUCAUAAUGUACUGGAGCGCCAGCGGAGGAAUGAGCUCAAGCUGAGCUUUUUCGCUCUACGGGACAAGAUACCUGAGGUGGCUAACAAUGAAAAGGCAGCCAAAGUGGUAAUCCUGAAGAAGGCUAUAGAGUGUAUUUACAGCAUGCAGACAGACGAGCAGAGACUAGUCAACUUCAAAGAGCAGCUGAGGAGGAAAAGUGAACAUUUGAAACAGAAGCUGGCCCGGUUAAAGAACUCUCAUUUUUGAGAUCACAGUGGCAUAGACUUUUUGGCCUUAUCAUUUUUAAUGCAAGUUAAGACAUGGUGUGUGUAUAGUUGAUAUUGCAUGCAAAAAAAGUUUUUGGGGUGUAUCUGAUUUAAAUGUUGAACUGCCUUAAUUCAAUUAUCGGCAGUUAAAUAUUUAAUUUAUUUUAUUAAUAAAAUCUGAAAUUGGGCUACAUGUGUUGCAUGCCCGACCUAAAAUAUGAAUGUUUUGUAUAUAAUUUCUGAAUACUUCCUAAAAUGUAUUUUUGGAUCUCAAUUGUCAGGAGGUUCAGGCAGUAUAUGGGUUUCCAUAUGUUCCUUGAUUCAUUUGAAAUAUAAAUGCAUUUCUUAA